GAAAAUUAACCUUCAAAUUCGAACCUUCUUCUCAAAGUAAUCUCUCUCUCUCCUCUUUCUCUCUCUUCUCUCUUCGCCGGACCAAAAAUUCGCUCCCAAAAAAAAGCAUGGAAACUCAAUUGAUUACAGUUGCCGUUUUAAUCUGAGCAGUUCGAUUGAUCAAUCGUCGGAAAUGCAGUGCCCCACCCAUGCCUUCAUCUUCAACGCCACUCAGUGCGCCUGCAACCCUGGCUACCUCUUCAAUUCGAGCAGCAGCAGCACCAGCUGCUCGCUCUUCGCCGCCACCGGACCGGCGGUGGAGCUGAGCAGCGGCGUCGACUACGACUCCGCCCUCCCCUUCCCGGAGGCUAUAUUCUCCUUCGACUCAAUCAAAAAGUUCACCCAGUCUCAGGCCGUGUUUCUCGAGGCCACGCUCGUGCUCCUCCUCUGCUGGCUAGGGUUCUGCCUCCUCCUCCGCCUCUCCCCCCUCGGCUCCGACGGCGUCUCCCCCUGGUUCAGGAUCCGUUGGUGGAUUAGCCGCCUCGACAUCUCCUUCUCCACCCGCCACUGGCUCCACGACCAGAAACCCCUCGUCAAGCGCAAAACCGAGCUCGGCGGCGCUUUCUCCAUCGCCAGCUGGAUACUCUUCAUCGGAUUGUUCGCCGCAUUGCUGUACCAAACCAUAUCGAAGAGGAGUGUCGAGGUGCAUAAUGUUAGGGCUGCAAAUGCACCCGAUUUGGCUUCAUUUUUGAAUGACUUGGAAUUCAACAUCACCACCAUUUCCAGUAUGAGCUGUGCUCAGUUACGUGGCCUGGGCACCGUAGUUACUGGAAAUCCAAUCUUAAUGGAUCGAAGAGCUGUUCCUCUUUCGACUUUCGCUAACUAUUCUUGCCUGAACACCACUUUAGGACCAACCAUAACUAUUCAGUGCAAUAACUGUCGGCUUAUUAGAGACUUCACCUAUAUCACGUGGCAGUUCGUCGAUCUUCCGAACAGUCCGGCAACUGCUGUUGGAUUUCAGUUUAACCUUACUGCAAAGAAACAUGGCGACAAGAAGCGUUUGAGUUUUGUGAGUGGGACUCUGAAAAAUGCCUCCGAUUUUGAUGACAAGCCGGUUACGUAUAGAGGGGUUAUCCCGAAUGUACUGAAAUUCAAUUUAUUUCCUAGAAUCUACCGGAAUUUACACGACCUAAAGAUAAUCCAGCCUCUGUUUCAUGAGUUUCUUCCUGGCUCGUAUUAUGGUGAGGUGAGUCAGCUUCAGUCGUCGCUUCGGAGCUCGAGCGAGGGACUGAUCAACACGACAUUGUUUAUCAAUUUUCUCUCGUCAUACAUUGUUGAGAUUGACAGUCAAAAUAUUUUAGGACCCGUGAGCUUCCUUGCAGAUCUUGGUGGCCUUUAUUGCAUAAGUAUUGGUAUUUUUUUCUUCCUCUUGGUGCAAUGCGAAUAUAGAAUCAAGAGACUUCGACACGAGGAUACCGUAAUGAAGAAUAUCAGGAAUCGUCGAAAAGCUCAAGAAAGGUGGGAGAGAUUGAGAAAAUAUGUGAGGUACACUUGGGGAUCUAGCUCAAUGGAUGACAUGAGAACUGAGCCAAACGAUGUAAAUUGCAUGGGUGUUAUGAAGAAAUCGCAAAAUGGGUCUGCACAGAGACGUAAAUUGCCAGGAACUAUAGAUUCUGUCAGUUUUAACAAAAAGACCACCUUACCAAAUGAGAAGAAAACAGAACCAAAGCAUGUUGUAACUCAAGAGGUCGAAUCUUGCAUGAACGAAAACCAAGAUGAAGGGUCAUCUUUCCCAAAAUGUAAACGAGAAGAUCUGCUCCAUGGAAAUGUAGAAGAUAGAAGAUGCGAUGAUGAAAGUAGUAUUAGCUCACACCAUGCAGAUCUUCCUCCUCUUCCAUCAUGCGAAUUUGGAGAUUCUGGUGAAAUAAGUAUGAACGAUAUUCAGAAGAACCUUCAAAAACUAUACGAAUAUAAUGUGGCGUUGAGGGAGCAGUUAAAAAUUGCCCUUUCGACAAACCACGUUCCAGCGGACAAUGAGUCGCCUUCAACGAUUCGAUAACACAAGUAAUGCUCUAUCCUAAUUGUUGUGAACGAAAGAAUCGACUAAGAAAUUACUUAACUUUGGAGUAUGGAGGCAAACUGGUGAUGAUCCUUUUCCCCCUUUUCUUUUUCUUCUUCGGAAAUUUUAAUUAAUUUAUUAUUAUGUUGUGGGAGGUGGGGGUCGGCUGGAGGGGGAAUGAUGCAUUAUUAAGAAGGAUCGAGGGUAAAUAUUUUUUAUGCGUGUAAAAGUAGAAAUUAUAUUGCCAUCAUUUGUGUUGUUUUGAUUGUAA
Molecule: messenger RNA, 2309 nt
Organism: Erythranthe guttata (spotted monkey flower)
Lineage: Eukaryota; Viridiplantae; Streptophyta; Magnoliopsida; Lamiales; Phrymaceae
Source: RefSeq, a predicted model, not a curated record